GUAAGAAGAUGCUGGUCCUUUUCGAGGUCGCAGCCGGUUAUGCAGUAUUCAAGCUCAGCAAUGAGAAGAAGCUGAAGAAUGUGGAUAACAUCUGGGAGGAGUUCAGCACUGCCGAGAAGGCUCAAGAAAACUUGCAACUGGUUUCUUUCAAGAAGUUCAAGACUACCGCUGGAGCCGUCGAGGCUACUUCCGAGAUCACAGAGGGAAAGCUCAGCAAGACGUUAAAGAAGCUUUUGAAGUCGAGCGUCGACGAGACCGAAAAAUUGGCUGUCGGUGAUGCCAAGCUCGGAAACUUGAUCAAGGAGAAGCUCUCUUUGAAUUGCGUCCAUGACAGUUCCAUCAACGAGCUGAUGAGAGGAGUUCGCGCUCAUAUCGAAGACUUGCUCGCCGAGCACAAGGAAGAGAUGAAUGCCAUGAAUCUCGCCGUGGCUCACUCGCUCGCUCGUUACAAGGUCAAAUUCAACCCAGAAAAGAUCGACACCAUGAUCGUGCAGGCUGUUUCUUUGCUCGAUGAUCUUGACAAGGAGUUGAACAACUAUGUUAUGCGUGUCAGAGAAUGGUACGGAUGGCAUUUCCCAGAGCUCGGAAAGACUAUCCAAGAUCAUCAAGCUUAUGCUAAGAUUAUCAAGGCCAUUGGCAUGCGACAGAACUGCAUCAACACCGAUUUGUCAUCGAUUCUUCCAGAGGAGUUGGAGGAGAAGGUCAAAGAGGAUGCUGAGAUUUCAAUGGGAACUGACAUUUCUGAUAUUGAUCUCAUUCACAUCAAGGGUCUUUGUGACCAGGUCAUCGAGCUCUCUGCCUACCGUGCUCAACUCUUCGACUACCUCAAAAAUCGCAUGACUGCUCUCGCUCCAAAUCUCACAGUUCUUCUCGGAGAGCUCGUCGGAGCCCGUCUCAUUUCUCACGCUGGAUCUCUCGUUUCGUUGGCCAAGGCACCAGCCUCGACGAUUCAAAUUCUUGGAGCCGAGAAGGCUCUUUUCCGUGCUCUCAAGACGAAGAAGGAUACUCCAAAGUACGGAUUGAUCUACCACGCUCAACUUAUCACACAAGCCCCACCAAAGGUCAAGGGAAAGAUGGCUCGUAAGCUCGCUGCCAAGUGCUCUCUUGCCACUCGUAUCGACGCACUUUCCGACGAAUCCGCCACCAACGAGAUCGGAAUCGAAUGCCGUGCCGCCCUUGAGAACGUGCUCAGAACCGAAUCAGAACGUGGGCCAUCCAAAAAUAAGAGCUUUGGAUCCCACCGACACGACAAGUACGAGUUCAAGAGUGAAACAUACGAAUACGACGCGUCUGCUGACACUCCAGCCAGUCGCAAGCACAAGAGAUUCGAUGAUAACGAGGAAAGCACGAACGCAAUCAAGAAGAUGAAGAUCGAAGAGGUUAAGGAGGAAGAUGAAGCAGAGCCAGAGAAGAAAAAGAAGAAGAAGGAAAAGAAAGCAAAGAAGGCCGAUACUGAUUCUGAUGAAGAAUAGAUGCAAUUGGGGUGCCGACGAGAGUGAUAAUCCGUUUCUUUUGUUGUAAUUCGUGUUUCUGUACCACGAAGACUGUAUGUUCUUGUUGAUUUGACUCGUUAUUUCUUGCUAGUAUCAGGUUUAUCAGAUUUUCCCCAUUGUUAACACAUUCUAUCUGAAAUCUCUUCAAACACAAAAACUGUCUCCUCCUCAAAUUAAUUUUUAUCGUAAUCACUUGUUUUUUCUUUUUACAAUUCUUUGCCCUUGUUGUUUUCCUUAUUUGUUAUGUUGUCCUUUCCAAAAAAAAAUGUUGAGAUAAAAAUUGGUUUCAAAA
Caenorhabditis elegans is the source of this 1785-nucleotide messenger RNA. It is a transcript of the gene nol-58, whose product is annotated as Nop domain-containing protein. Gene Ontology annotation, cellular component: box C/D methylation guide snoRNP complex; small-subunit processome; nucleolus. Gene Ontology annotation, molecular function: snoRNA binding. The record is from RefSeq and is marked reviewed. Bases 9 to 1472 code for a protein of 487 amino acids. The transcript is spliced from 5 exons. NCBI's taxonomy places the organism in Eukaryota, Metazoa, Nematoda, Chromadorea, Rhabditida, Rhabditidae.